AAUAAAGUUUUCUAUUCAAAGCAGUGCCUCUCACGUCAUCAUCCCGCGACCGAUGUGAAUCCGCUCUAUAGCCUGGAGAGCAAGGCAGUGGAAGGUGCGGAAAGAUGCCGAAGGUCGUGUCUCGCUCGGUGGUCUGUUCGGAUACCCGGGACCGGGAGGAGUACGAUGACGGAGAAAAGCCCCUCCAUGUUUAUUACUGUCUGUGCGGGCAGAUGGUGCUGGUUCUGGAUUGCCAGCUGGAGAAACUUCCCAUGAGGCCACGGGACAGAGCGAGAGUCAUUGAUGCAGCAAAACAUGCUCACAAGUUUUGUAACACAGAGGAAGAAGAAGCUGUUUUUCUACGCAGGCCAGAUGGCAUCGAGAGACAAUACAGGAAAAAAUGCAGCAAGUGCAGUCUCCUUCUCUUCUACCAACACCACCAAAAGAAUGCCCCGGCCACAUUCAUAGUCAAUGGUGCUCUUGUUAAGUUUGGACAAGGAUUCGGCAAGACAAACAUCUACACCCAAAAACCUGAUCCACCUAAAAAGGUGAUGAUGACCAAGCGUACAAAGGAUAUGGGGAAGUUCAGCUCAGUGACCGUGUCCACAAUUGAUGAAGAGGAGGAGGAGAUCGAAGCGAGGGAAGUGGCAGACUCGUAUGCUCAGAAUGCUAAAGUGAUCGAGAAACAACUGGAAAGAAAAGGAAUGAGCAAGAGAAGGCUACAAGAGCUGGCGGAGCUGGAAGCCAAGAAAGCCAAAAUGAAGGGAACAUUGAUUGACAACCAAUUUAAAUAGAAGAGACUUAUGGAUUCAAACUGACAGUGUUUAAGGACCAUUUGGCAUGCAUAGCGUGUUGUUUGCAGACAGUAUGGUGUGUGUGUGUGUGUGUGUGUGUGUACAUCUGUAAUUUCACAGACUGCAGUCCGGUAACAAACGGGAAUUUCAUAUUUGCAAUAUCAAUAAACACAGUGUCUCCUAAAUCUAAACAAUUUACUGGUAAAUUGCUGUAUGUUUCUACUGUGGUCGCAGAGAAGGUGUACUACAGAUCUCAGUGCAAUGUUCAUUGCCCAAUUAUAUUUUUAGAGUUGCUUUGUCUGGUAAAUUACACACAGGCCUUAUAUUAUACACAGAUCCCGUUUUUGUUAUGUUAAUAUUGUAAAUAUGUUUGUAUAAAACAAAUUAAAAAUCGUUGUAAAUAAAA
Messenger RNA from Pelobates fuscus (common spadefoot toad), 1179 nucleotides. It is a transcript of the gene STEEP1, whose product is annotated as STING1 ER exit protein 1. The transcript has 7 exons. Bases 105 to 773 code for a protein of 222 amino acids. NCBI's taxonomy places the organism in Eukaryota, Metazoa, Chordata, Amphibia, Anura, Pelobatidae. The record is from RefSeq and is a predicted model, not a curated record. Gene Ontology annotation, biological process: endoplasmic reticulum membrane organization; endoplasmic reticulum to Golgi vesicle-mediated transport.